AUGGCCCAGGACAUAGACACGGACGCGCUGCUGGACCUGAGCUUCUUGACGGAGGAAGAGCAGGAGGCUAUUGUGGAGGUGCUGAGUAGGGACUCGCGGCUCAGGGUGCUGGAGGAGGGACGCAUCAGCAAACUGCGCGAGUCCGUUUCUGAUCCCAACCAGCUGAAGAUCCUGACCGGGGACUGGUUCUGUGAUGUCCGCUCCAAGCGGCACCGGCACAAUCACUUUGGUUCUGAUCUCGUCCGGGCCUCCAUCCGCAGGAAGAAGAAACCCAAAGGUGAGCGGGAUCCGAAGCGCAGUGCCAGCGUGGGGGACCUGGAGGUGAUCAGUGAGCCAGCGUCCGAGGAGGAGGGCCCGUUUGAGGUGCCGGAUGGUGAGGACAGGCUUCCCCAAGAGGCUGUUCAUCAGCUCCCCCAGCCCAUGGAGACUCAGGAGAACACAAGCCAGUCUAGCAAGCAGGAGCUGGAGGGCAAGGCAGAGAGCACCAACCCGUUCUACCCGCUGAAUGCAGCGGAAGAAGAAGCAAAGACUGAUCCGUCCCCAGACAGCCUCGUCACAGGACAGAGUAACGGGGCCUUUCAGAACGGCCAGGAAGCCAGUGCCAGGUCACCCCCAAAGAGCAACAGCGCGGACCCCGUGAAUAAACUGAUGAGCUCCUCUGUAUCCAGCCUCAGCUCGUCCACGCUGAGCGGCAGCAUGAUGAGCCUGUACAGCGACAGCGACGUGGGGAACGUGGAGGUGCGCGGCUGCAUCCAGUUCGCCCUGCAGUACGAGGCCAAGAAGAAGGAGCUGCAGAUCCGGGUCAUCCAGUGCCGGGACCUGGCUGAGGCCAAGAAGCAGAGAUCGGACCCGUAUGUCAAGAGCUACCUCCUGCCGGACAAAUCCAACCACGGCAAGCGCAAAACGGCUGUCAAGAAGCGGAGCCUGGACCCCAUCUUCAACGAGACCCUCAAGUACAAGAUCGAGCAGGCGGAGCUGCCGGGCCGGAUCCUGAACCUGUCCGUCUGGCACCACGACGCCUUGGGGCGAAACCUCUUCAUGGGGGAGGUCGAGGUCGAGCUCAGCUCCUGGGACUGGAGCAACACGGGCCCAGUGUGGUUCAACCUGCAGCCCAGGCUGCGGGUCUUGCCCGACGUUCUCGGCAGCAGGGGCAAGCUGCUCUUCGCGCUAAAGUUUAUCCCUGCGGGCACUGAAGGGGCUGGGCUCCCUCCCACUGGGGAGCUGCACAUCUGGGUGAAGGCAGCGCAGAGUCUCAUGCCCAUGCGGAGCGGCACCGUGGACUCCUUCGUUCAGUGCUACGUCCUGCCCGACGACAGCAAGACGAGCUGCCAGAAGACGCGGGUGGUGAAGCGGAGCCUGAGCCCCAUGUUCAACCACACCAUGGUGUACGACGGCUUCCAGGCCAAGGACCUGAGCGAGGCCUGCACCGAGUUCACUGUCUGGGAGCACGAGACCUUCUCCAAGCAGCAGCUGGGCGGCAUCCGGCUGAGCCUGGGCACAGGAAGUAGCUACGGGCUCCCGGUCGCGUGGAUGGACUCCACCGAGGAGGAGCGGCAGGUCUGGGAGAGCCUGCUGGCGGAGCCCCGCCAGUGGGUAGAAGCGCUGCUGCCCCUCCGGACGAACCUCACCCCCCGGACUUAGCCCCUCGCGCCGGUGCUGGCUCUGAACGCCUGCCCCGGCCCCUGCUUCAGGGGGACUGGGAGCCCAGCUGCCCCGGCUGGGAAUGGCUGGGCCUGGACAUAUUGGCUACAGUGGAACCGAGCUGCCAGGGCUUUCCUUGU
This is a messenger RNA of Emys orbicularis (European pond turtle), 1781 nucleotides long. RefSeq names its product synaptotagmin like 1 (gene SYTL1). The transcript has 14 exons. Gene Ontology annotation, cellular component: plasma membrane; exocytic vesicle. Gene Ontology annotation, biological process: exocytosis; intracellular protein transport. Lineage: Eukaryota; Metazoa; Chordata; Testudines; Emydidae. Bases 1 to 1641 code for a protein of 546 amino acids. Gene Ontology annotation, molecular function: neurexin family protein binding; small GTPase binding. The record is from RefSeq and is a predicted model, not a curated record.